Molecule: messenger RNA, 9474 nt
Organism: Symphalangus syndactylus (siamang)
Lineage: Eukaryota; Metazoa; Chordata; Mammalia; Primates; Hylobatidae
Gene: STK4
Product: serine/threonine kinase 4
Biological process (GO): protein tetramerization; protein phosphorylation; signal transduction
Cellular component (GO): cytoplasm
Molecular function (GO): protein serine/threonine kinase activity; ATP binding
Source: RefSeq, a predicted model, not a curated record
GCAGCUGAAAAAGUUGGAUGAAGAUAGUUUAACCAAACAACCAGAAGAAGUAUUUGAUGUCUUAGAGAAACUUGGAGAAGGUCAUCGUCUUUUUGUAAGUUGGAAAAAUACUCUUUGGAAUCCAGCAAGAAAUCAAGCAGAGAAGGGAAGUAAAAAUGACACACCAGCUGUGCUGUGAAAAGACAAGUCCAAGAUGAAUCUGAAGACUGCCAGUUGACUGGCAUCAUUAAAGAGACGAGGUCUCACUGUGUUGUCCAGGCUGGUCUCGAACUCUUGGCCUUAAGUGAUCCUCCUGCCUCAGCCUCCCAAAAUGCUAGGAUUAGAGACGUGAGCCACUGCACCUGGACAAAUUGCGUUUUAGAUCUAUGGAUGUCUUCUGCAAGGAAUGUGGAAAUUUCCCUAUGAAGAUAUCACCAGGGAGAAAACAAAGUUUCAGAUCUUUCUUCCCAUACUAUCACCUUAUUGUUCUAAAUAAUACCAGAUUUCUGGUAUUUCUUGGAUUUCUGUUAUUCUGACUGAAUGAACCUAAGCAAGCCUCAUUUAACUAGGAAUAUUUUGAAGGAAGACCUUCACUGCACUUCUUUUCCAAACAUGUGACACAAUGCUAUUCUUUUUUUUUUGAGAUUAAGUCUUGGUCUGUCACCAGGCUGGAGUGCAAUGUCACAAUCUCAGCUCACUGCAACCUCUGCCUCCCAGGUUCAAGCAAUUCCCCUGCCUCAGCCUCCUGAGUAGCUGGGACUAUAGGCACACACCACCACGCCUGGCUUAUUUUUUGUAUUUUAGUAGAGAUGGGAUUUCACCAUGUUGGCCAGGAUGGUCUUGAUCUGAUCUUGUGAUCUGCCUGCCUCAGCCUCCCAAAGUGCUGGAAUUACAGAUGUGAGCCACCACGCCUGGCCAGUGCUAUUCUUAAAUUGUUCUGGAGGAUGAAUGGUUUGUGAACUCUCACUGACUUGUAUCUUGUGAAAUGAGCUCUGGCUAAAAAAACUGUUGGAUUCUGGAGGCUGCAAUCAUUCUGUGUUAUGAGGAUCAUAUGGAUCUGUGGCAGAGUAGAGCCAAAGCUCCAGACCAGGAUGAGUGCAGAGCACUUGGGAAGUAUUUUCAAGUGGAGCCUAGCACCUUUUUUCUUCUACUUAAAGUUGUAUGCAUUGACUUAUUUAAAUUUUUAUCAUAGAAUGAUAACAAAAGCAUCUUGCCCAUGGUUUCAUAAAAAAUGAGUGCUAUUGUUAAGACUUGUAUCUGGUUAAUUUGGCGUCAGAUACUGUAAUAUUUCCAUUUUUCUACAUAGAUCCUUGCCUUGCAUGGCUUAUGUAAAACACCUACUUCUCCAUUCUCUGCUGUCAGUUGUAAUUCAUUGAAUCAUCGCAUUUUGUUGUAGGGAGUCAAGUUUUAAGGGACUUGCUUGUGAGUAUGAUUGCUGAAAUCUUCUAACCCCCCCCCAUCCCCACCUUCAGAAUACUGUAAAUGCAGUAUAUGGAAUCAGGAAUCUUAAUUUCAUAUGAGCUAUCAGAGUUUUCCUUGCUAUCAGGAUGCAUAGGGAGGUAUGAAGAGUGUUCUGGUCAAGAUUGCUGAGUGAGUGUAUGCAGAGAACUUUCUAAUACAUAAGAAUAAUGAGUGAAAAUUAUUUUAAAUAUAAGGAUAUAUAGACAGCUGUGGACAAGGGAUAGGAAAGAAAUCUAAAUAAUCAGUGGAGACUAAAGCAUGCCUUAUCCUUGUCAGGAGAUUGCAUUUGAGCUUCCUGCAUGAAGUUGGGGGCUGGAACUUGGCUCUCCGUCUGUGAACUAAAGCUGAAAUAAAUUUGCCUGACCACAACCAGAAAGUGUCAUUUGCCUGUGGCCUAGGGAAAAAAUGGAUAUACUGGUUCGAUAAUAGGAACUGAGCUUGGAUUGUAUUUAAGUAUGGUAUCUUGAAGGGCAAAAACCCCAAACUCUGAAUAUAAGACCUGGUUUAAGUUGUAUAUCCCAGACGACUGUACUGAGAAAACCAUGAAAUCAUCUGACAGUUGAGUGUGGUAUAGAGGAAAAUCAUUCAAGAGAAAAUGAAAUCUGUGCAAGGAAAUCUACUGCCAUGAGAUAAUCAGCAGAAUGGGAGAAUUCACACUGAAGGAAAAAGAAAUAAUGGAGCAAUCUCAAAAAUAAUUUAAUAUGAUUACAAUUUUCAAAAAGAUCAAGGAGGAGAUAACAUUUUUAAAAGAACAUCAGAUUAUUAACAUGAUUAUUAACACAUUUGCCCAAAGGCAGAUAAAAAGUUGGGAAUCUUGGCAAUGAAAACUACAACAAUUGAAGUUUUAAAAGCCCAAUAAAUUGGAUAAACAGUAAACUAGACAAACUGAAAGGAGAAUUUGUGAAUUGAAAGAUAGAAAUGAUACUGAUCACAACAUGCAGAGCAGAGAAAUACAGUGUUGGAAACCAGGAAGACAACAUAAAUUGAGGAGGUCUAAUACAGUUUCAGUAGGAAUUCUAGAAGAAGAUCCUAGAAGUGAUAGAGGAAAUAAUCACAUAAUAAUCCUGAGAGUUUUUCAUUCUUGAGGAAAGACACGAGCCCUCAGAUUGAAGAAGUUUAUGAAGUGCCAGAUCAACUCCUAGUUAUAUUACAGUAGAAUAGUAGACUGUUAAGGACAAAAGAAACCUUAAAAGCUAUGGGGAGAUUACCCAUGGAAAAUGAUAAUCUGAUGAAAGCAGACUUCUCAGCCACAAUCAAUGUUGGAACACUGCAACAACAGUGCUGAGGGAAAGCUGUUGUCAAUCCGGUAUCCAACCAAACUAUCAUUCUAGAGUGGAGGUGAAAUAAAGACAGUUUCAGACAUACAGGAGCUAAUUUAUCAAGAAUGCCUUUGGAUGGAAGUAACAAUACCCAACAAACAGUGGCUAACCAAUAAAGACAUUAAGAACCAAAUAAUACAUCUAGGGGUGUGAGAUUCGAGAAGCGGUUAAUUGGCUUGACAAUGGUUUGACAUCUGGGCAAUUCUCAUAGUCUCAAAUGGCUGCAUUAGUUUCAAGCAUCAUCCCUCGCAUGGCAGUAACCAAAGUCCUAUGGCAGCGUAUACAAAGCUAUUCAUAAAGAGACCGGUCAGAUUGUUGCUAUUAAGCAAGUUCCUGUGGAAUCAGACCUCCAGGAGAUAAUCAAAGAAAUCUCUAUAAUGCAGCAAUGUGACAGCCCUCAUGUAGUCAAAUAUUAUGGCAGUUAUUUUAAGAACACAGACUUAUGGAUCGUUAUGGAGUACUGUGGGGCUGGUUCUGUAUCUGAUAUCAUUCGAUUACGAAAUAAAACGUUAACAGAAGAUGAAAUAGCUACAAUAUUACAAUCAACUCUUAAGGGACUUGAAUACCUUCAUUUUAUGAGAAAAAUACACCGAGAUAUCAAGGCAGGAAAUAUUUUGCUAAAUACAGAAGGACAUGCAAAACUUGCAGAUUUUGGGGUAGCAGGUCAACUUACAGAUACCAUGGCCAAGCGGAAUACAGUGAUAGGAACACCAUUUUGGAUGGCUCCAGAAGUGAUUCAGGAAAUUGGAUACAACUGUGUAGCAGACAUCUGGUCCCUGGGAAUAACUGCCAUAGAAAUGGCUGAAGGAAAGCCCCCUUAUGCCGAUAUCCAUCCAAUGAGGGCAAUCUUCAUGAUUCCUACAAAUCCUCCUCCCACAUUCCGAAAACCAGAGCUAUGGUCAGAUAACUUUACAGAUUUUGUGAAACAGUGUCUUGUAAAGAGCCCUGAGCAGAGAGCCACAGCCACUCAGCUCCUGCAGCACCCAUUUGUCAAGAGUGCCAAAGGAGUGUCAAUACUGCGAGACUUAAUUAAUGAAGCCAUGGAUGUGAAACUGAAACGCCAGGAAUCCCAGCAGCGGGAAGUGGACCAGGACGAUGAAGAAAACUCAGAAGAGGAUGAAAUGGAUUCUGGCACGAUGGUUCGAGCAGUGGGUGAUGAGAUGGGCACUGUCCGAGUAGCCAGCACCAUGACUGAUGGAGCCAAUACUAUGAUUGAGCACGAUGACACGUUGCCGUCACAGCUGGGCACCAUGGUGAUCAAUGCAGAGGAUGAAGAAGAGGAAGGAACUAUGAAAAGAAGGGAUGAGACCAUGCAGCCUGCAAAACCAUCUUUUCUUGAAUAUUUUGAACAAAAAGAAAAGGAAAACCAGAUCAACAGCUUUGGCAGGAGUGUACCUGGUCCACUGAAAAAUUCUCCAGAUUGGAAAAUACCACAGGAUGGAGACUAUGAGUUUCUUAAGAGUUGGACAGUGGAGGACCUUCAGAAGAGGCUCUUGGCCCUGGACCCCAUGAUGGAGCAGGAGAUUGAAGAGAUCCGGCAGAAGUACCAGUCCAAGCGGCAGCCCAUCCUGGAUGCCAUUGAGGCUAAGAAGAGACGGCAACAAAACUUCUGAGCAAGGCUAGGCUGUGAGGGCCCCAGCUCCACCUAGGCUUUGGGUGAAUUCUGGAUGGCUUGCCUCACAUUUGUUAGCCAGCACUUCUGCUCUGUCGUCUCUCCACAGCACCUUUGUGAACUCAGGAAUGUGCGCCAGUGGGAAGGGCUCUCUUGACAGUCAACGUUCCAUCUUGAUGUGUGUAUGUACAUUGGUCAGGUAUAUUAUUUCAAAGGAUUUAUAUUGGCGCUUUUAACUCAGAGUUUUAAACCCCAGGAACAGAGACUCCUAGUUGAGUGAUAGCUGGGAAAGUUUUACAUUGUCUGUUUGUUUUUCUUCUCCCAAUAGCUUUCGAUUGUUCUUUCUGGAAGACUUUCAAAAAAUAUAUAAAUAUGCAUAUAUAUAUAUAUAAAUUAUAAAUAGAUUCCCCACGCAGUGUGGUGGCAUCUCUGUACAGGUACAGUUUUAAACAGUUUGCCUCUUUUCUGUAAGAUUAUGGUACUGUGGAACAUGAGGGCAGAGUACACUGGGAGGCUGUUAGGGGGUCACUGAAUCCCAGGAGCCAACCUCCCCCUUUGCAGGGCUGCAUUUAAAAAUUAGAUUUGGGACAGUUCUUUUACCAUGGUUUCAGCCUUGUGUGGUCAUCACUGGCUUCUGGAGCUAUUGGUGAUGUCCAAGGGAAAGCUUUGAGAGUUUAUGUUUACUCCUUGAGUCCCAGGAGAAGCCUGGCACCCUCUUUGCAAAUUGGCCUUUGCUCUUUCAAUGCCUUUCAUCCAUCUCCACUCUCUCAACUGCCUAAAGUCACAGCACAGAUACUGCCCAGUGCCUUAAGAGGAGACAUGAUCCACUGAGGGGAUAGGUCUACCAGGAACUCUCAGCAAACACGGGGCUGUGUUCAGUCCACAAAGGAAAAGCGUUUUCGAAGCUCUCAUUGUUCAUGUAAAAAUCAUACAUGUGGCAUUUUGCUCCACAUUCCUUACACAUAGGGGUAGAGGGGAUUGCUUUUGUGACCCACAUUCAAAUAUGUGACUGUUUUCUUUUCUCUUUUACUGCUAAGCAGCCUGGAAAGGAUAAAUGAAUAUUAGACUAAGAUUUGUUCUCCAGGAGGCUCAAUCUGAACACACAGAAUGUCAGAGCUGGAAGGGACCAUAGAGAUCAUCUGGUCUGACCCUCUUGUACGGAUGAUCGGAAAACUGAGGUGUAGAGAGGGGAAUGGCCAAAAUCACAAAGCAAGUUAGCGUAAGAGCUGGGACUAGAAUUCAGGGUCCUCACUCCCAGGCCACUGAACCAUGCAGCCCCUUCUUUGGGGGAAGAGACCUGUGUCAGUCUUGGUUAAUUGUUCCAGGGAACCUUGCUAACAGAAACUUGCUCUUGCCUUGGCUCUUCAGUAGAUGACCUGGCUGUAAAGAGAUUCCCUGGACAAGCCAGAUCAUUCAGUUUCAGCGAGUCCUUGAGCUCCGCAACAUCUGCCAAAUAUAGCAGACAAGCACCCAUGGAGGCAGGUUUUGGGCCUGAAGCAGAUCAGAGGGCUUUGCAAAAGACAGCAUAGAGCCAUCUUCCUGCAACUUUACCUCUUUCCCUCAGAUGGGGAGCCAUGACUGGGUUGCACCUCAAGAUACUGUAAUUUGACUCCAUAAUUGCUUUUGCUCCUGAAACCUGGGAAUCAAUGGAAAGGCAGGGAAUGUGCCUCUUCUGUGGCCAGAUUCUGUUAUUUGCAAUUAAAACAAGUUUUUAAAAAAUGCAAGAGGCAGUUGUUAGUCUUCAGGGCUUGGCCACUGAAAUAGCUAUGUGGCAGAUACGGAAAACAGGACAAUUUGAGGAUCUUGCUGGAAUAAUAAAUGGCAGCUACGAUUUGUUGUGCACCUAUUAUAUAUCAGGCACUGAGCUGGGUAGGCUCUAAACUUCACAAUAACCCUGUGACUUAACUACUUUAUCUCCAUUUUGUAGUUGAAGAAAUAAGUUCAGAGAGAAAGAUUCCUUCCCAAGGUCAUGCAGCUAGUAAAUGAUAGAAUCAGGAUUCAUAGCAUCACUAUAGGGGAUCAUAUUUACACAAAAAAGGAAAGUCACAAGCCUUUUUAAAAUGAAGUGACUACCUUUUCUUGCAUAGACUAAAUAACUCUAACUGGCAUUUUUAGGUUGGAAAGACAGCUGAAUUAGUGGUUAAGUCUGAUAGCCAAGUAAGUUUUAAAAACCAAAGCAUCCAGGAUACAUACCCCUGCACCAUUUGCUGUGCUAAUUAAUAAUUCUGUCUCUCUCUCUGUCUUUUUUCUUUUUAUUUUUUGAGAUGGAUUUUCGCUCUUGUCGCCUGGGCUGGAGUACAAUUGCACGAUCUUGGCUCACUGCAACCUCCACCUCCCAGGUUCAAGCGAUUCUCCUGCUGGGAUUACAGCAUGUGCCACCAUGCCCAGAUUAUUUUUUUGUAUUUGUAGUAAAGACGGGUUUCACCAUGUCAGUCAGGCUGGUCUUGCACUCUUGACCUCAGGUGAUCCACCCGCCUUGGCCUCCCACACUGCUGGGAUUACAGGCAUGAGCCACAGCUCCUGGCCUCUCUUUCUUUUUUAGACAAAGAACUCUGCACUUGGCCAGACAGGAGGAGAAAGCCCAUUUUCUCCUUUCCUAAGCUAGAUCCAAAAAAAAAGAAAGUUCAGUUUUCCCCCAUAACUAUUCUUGGGUCAUGAACUUUGAUCUGGAGUUUGUUUUGUUUCAGGCAUGUGUGCACCCAGCUUGCUGAUCCAACAAAGUCUAUUGCUUACCAGUCUAGCUUGAUGGAGCCUUUUGGCCAGAAGUCAGUUUGUUUUGGAUCAGAGAAAUUUCCUGACAAGGUAUAUUUGUUUUCUAGUGACAGAAAGGCAAAGGAGCAAGUCCUAGUUUUUGUUGUUGUUGUUGUUGUUGAAUACUAAAUUUAAGAUAUAUCAGCUUGCUUUCAACGAGCCUUGGGCUUCCGUCAUUGCCUGGGCAUUUGCAGCUCGAGCUUCCAGAGAAAUUUGAGGUCCUUGCUUGUUCUCUGCCUUCAAGAAACAAUGACCUGAUUCUGUCUUUUAAAAAAAAAAAAAUCUCAGAAUUCUUUUUUUGUUUUCUUUUUUUUUUUUUUUUUUUUUUGAGACGGAGUCUCACUCUGUCGCCCAGGCUGGAGUGCAGUGGUGCCAUCUCGGCUCACUGCAACCUCUGCCUCCCAGGUUCAAGCAAUUUUCCUGCCUCAGCCUCCAAGGUAGCUGGCACUACAGGCGCUGUGCCACCACGCCUGGCUAAUUUUUGUACUUUUAGUAGAGACAGGGUUUCACCAUAUUAGCCAGGCGGGUCUUGAACUCCUGACCUCGUGAUCCACCUGCCUCAGUCUCCCGAAGUGCUGGGAUUACAGGCGUGAGCCACCCUGCCUGGCCAAAAAUCUCAGAAUUCUUUAAGACUAUUUUAAUUAUUCCAUCAGUAAUUUUGAAGCACAUUCCUUUUUUUUUUUUUUUUUUUCCUUUUUUGUCCCUUUCCCCAAGCCACCAGUUGGAUGGAUGAAUGUUUGACAGGGAAGAGGAAGGGUGGGAGGAUGCAUGGAUGAGUGGAUGAGUGGAUCAAUAGACAUAUUGAUAAAUAGAUAGAACCAGUCAUCUGAAGCACCUUAAGAACUGUAGCCUUGACUCCUUGAGACUGUAGAUUUCGAUCCAGGAAACAUUUAUUUAGCACCUGCCAGAUGCCAGAAAUUUUUUUUUUUUUUUUUUUUUUCGAGACAGAGUCUUGCUCCAUCCCCCAGGCUGGAGUGCAGUGGCGCGAUCUCGGCUCACUGCAAACUCUGCCUCCCGGGUUCACGCCAUUCUCCUGCCUCAGCCUCCCGAGUAGCUGGGACUACAGGCGCCCGCCAACACGUCCGGCUAAUUUUUUGUAUUUUUAGUAGAGACGGGGUUUCACCGUGUUAGCCAGGAUGGUCUCGAUCUCCUGACCUCGUGAUCCGCCCGCCUCGGCCUCCCAAAGCGCUGGGAUUACAGGCUUGAGCCACCGCGCCCGGCCUAGAUGCCAGAAAUUUAUACCAUUUAAAACUCAGUAAGUCUUUUCAAUAUCAGGAAUGAGAGAAGUGACAUUGUGAUACAUCCUAUGGGUAUUAAAAAACCAAUAGAACAUCAUAAACAAAUUCCUUGAAAAAUAUAAAGUACCAAAAUUCAUUCAAGAAGAAAUAGAUACCAGCCUGAACAACAUGGCAAAAUCCCAUCUCUACAAAACAUCAAAAAAAAAAAAAUUAGUCGGGCAUGGUGGCCCACACCUGUAAUCCCAGCUGGUCAGGAGGCUGAAGUGAGAGGAUCACCUGAGCCCAGGGAGGUCAAGGCUGCAGUGAGCCAUGGUCUCACCACUGCACUCUAGCCUGGGUGACAGAAUGAGACUCCGUCUCAAACAAAAAAAAGAAGAAGUAGAUAAUCUGAAUAGCCCUAUCUAUAGAAACUUAAUAGUGCUGGGAGAUAUAGGUAUUAUUAUCCUCAUUUUACAGAUGUGAAAAUUGAGGCUCAGAGAGGUAAAGUCUAUUGCUCAAGCUCAUGUGGCUAGAAUAUGGCAGAGCCAGGAUUCAGAUCCAGGUCUUCUGAUUCUUAUUCCAGUGUCCUUUCUAGCAUACCAUAUUGCCUCUAAAGAUUGCAGCUCCUUAUUUACUAGAAAAUUGUUCCUGCCCAAUCUACAUCUCCAUCUCACCCCAUCUUUUCUUAAGCACUAUGUUUGUGUUUUUAUCAGUAUUAUAUUCAUUGUCUUUGGAAUACAUGUUCUUGUUUGUGUUUGGAAAAAAAAUCUCUUUUACCAGCUUGUACUCGGACCAACUUGGAAAAAAAAAAAAAGCUUAAAUGCUGUUGCUAUGUACAGUUUAAAAAUGUGAAGUUUGUAGCUUUAACUUUUUGUAAGAAAAUCUAAUAACACUGGCUUAAGUGCUGACUUGAAAUGCUAUUUUGUAAGGUUUGGAUGUAAGUAAUCAAUUGAGGUCAGCAGUUUGUAUGAGACGUAGCUUCCUCCAUUGCCCCCACUCUUUUUUUUUUUUUUUUUUUUAAGUUUGAGAUGCUUCCUGUGUUUUUAUGUUAGAAUUGUUGUUCUUCUUCCUUUCUUCUUCCUAUACCUCAUCACGUUUGUUUUAAAUAAACUGUCCUUUGGACCACAAACCCUUA